Molecule: messenger RNA, 1665 nt
Organism: Aureobasidium musti
Lineage: Eukaryota; Fungi; Ascomycota; Dothideomycetes; Dothideales; Saccotheciaceae
Source: the annotation of a GenBank genome assembly
AUGCGAUCGGGGUUUGCCCAACGGGCUGCUCGAAAUACCCAACAGGUCCGCCGUCUUUCAACGCCACUCAAGGAUACCCAAACGAAUCAUGACGAGGAGAAGCAAGAGAAGGAACAAGGCGCCAUGUCUCGAAGACUGGCUGCUUUGAGCGAGGAAGGACUAGAGUCUGGAGGCCGAAGUGCUCGUAGAGCCGUGGAAGAAGCAGGCUUCGACGAAGGUCUCAAACAGGAACUGCUCGAGAGAAUCGCUACAGCCUCUUUUCGGAAUGAACACGCUGGUGCCAUAUCUCAGGCCGAAAUGCCCAACAGCGCAAGCCGGCAUAGCAGAGAUAUAGCUGGUGCGACGCCAUGGUCUGGUACCGAAAACGUCCACGAUGCGUCGCUUCGCAUGCUCAAUGACUCCUACAAGCCCUUAAAGCCUGUCCGUGGAUCAUCUACAGGACCCUCUCGCGGACCUCCCAGCAAGAUCGACACUGGUAGACCAAGGAAUGCUCCAUCAUCAGGCAUGAGGUUGGCCAAUGCACGCGACAAGACAUCCAUCUAUGCCGAAAUGAAAGAGCUACCUGAUGAGGAGAGGGAGAAGUUUCGCAAAGAGUUGAAAGAACGAUUUGCGCCUGCUGCUCGUUCUGCACCCGUGACUCUCAAGGGAUUGGAGUCUCUUGCCAAUGAGCGCAUAGAAGACGCAAUCGCUCGAGGCAAGUUCAAAAACAUCAAAAGAGGAAAGGCUAUCGAAAGAGACUACAAUGCCAGUAGUCCUUUCAUCAAUACCACUGAAUACAUGCUCAACCGGAUGAUUCAGCGACAGGAUAUUGUGCCUCCAUGGAUCGAGAAGCAGCAAGACAUUGUCAGCACUUCCAAUCGAUUCAGAGCACGUUUGCGUGCUGAUUGGCGGAGACACGUUGCAAGGUCUAUCGGUAGUAGAGGAGGGUCUCUGGAAAGCCAACUAGCACUUGCUGAAGAAUAUGCGCGGGCGGAAGCCAUCGACAAUCCGCCUGCGAAGAAGCGAACAGAGAAGAUCAACACCAUCGACAGUGCUGGACAACUUACGCAACUAACACUCGAUGGCGAGAUUACAUCAUCUGGCACUGCUACCACCAAGGACUCACAGCACAUAACAAUCACCGAGACCCCUAUCGACGAAACAGCCCAGCCACUCUCGACACAGAGCGAGUUACAGAUUUCUGUCGAUGCACCUUUAGAAGCUGUAGUAGAGCCACAAAAGGCCUCACCGCCCAAAGUUGCACCAUUCAGAGAUGCAGACUGGCUACGCACCGAGAGGGCUUACCAUCAAGCCGCCAUCGACAAUUUGAACCAGUUAACACGCUCAUAUAAUCUCAUGUGUCCAGCUCUGGCACAGCGUCCAUACUUCUUCCUGGACCGCGAGUUGAACUCGUGCUACGCAGAAGUUGCUCCUCAAGUGGCUGAGGCCAUCAGGGNNGAGCGUGCCGUGGCACCAAAGCCAAGGUUCGAGGCAGCUCCUAGUAACAAACCUGCAAGGAUUCUGGGCAAUCUGGCUGGUCCCGCUAGUAAGGUGUAUGACGAGCAGCGUCCACAGUUUGGCUUCCGAGAUCUCUGGAGAGAGUGGUUCAGCAAAAGUAAGGAGCAUCGAAAAACGUUAAUAGACUUAGAAUCAGCACAUAUAUUCCGAAGCCGAUGGCGAUCCUAA